UUGCUGCCUCCAAAGUGCCUGGGGACUGAUGUGCUGGAGUGCCAGAGAGUAAGGCAGCAUGAGACGCCAACUGGAAAAGCAGCUUCUCUUCUUCUCUCUUCUCUGCAUCCUUUCCAAGGUCUGUACUCAGCUCUGCCGGACACCAUGCUACUGCCCCUGGAUCCCACCCCGCUGCCCUCCCGGCGCCCCUCUGGUUCUGGAUGGAUGUGGCUGCUGCAGGAUCUGCGCGCGACGGCUGGGAGAGCCCUGCAAUUACCUCAAUGUGUGUGAUCGGAGCCAGGGCCUCAUCUGUGAUUACAGUGAUGACCACCUGGGGAGAGGAGGAACCUGCAACUUUGAGGAGGAAGACGACAGCUGCGAGGUGAAUGGAAAGGUCUAUCGAGACGGUGCGGUGUUCCAGCCCAGCUGUAAGAUCCGGUGCCGCUGCUCAGACGGAGGCUUCACCUGUGUACCCCUCUGCAGCGAGGAUGUCCGCCUUCCCACUCCAGACUGUCCCCAUCCGAGGCGUGUGGAGGUCCCAGGGAAGUGCUGUCAGGAAUGGAUCUGUGAGAGGCAAGAUACUCACUUCCUUCAGGAUGCCAAGCCAGUGCUUAGGCCGCCUGGGGCUGCAUCAGCAAGCUUAUCCUACUUCUGUGAAGAAUGGAGCACAGAGUGGAGUGCCUGCUCUGCAACCUGUGGCAUGGGGAUUUCGACACGGGUGUCAAACCAGAAUCGGUACUGCAGGCUCGAAACUCACCAACGUUUGUGCAUGGUCAGACCCUGCCAGGCUCUCCCAGGAACAUCUAAUACAAGGGCAAGAAGAGGUCGUUUGUAGCCCCUCCCACACCGUUCAGAUUUUGGAGUCAAGACUUCAUCCCAGCAGCCAGAUUGACCCAAGCCCAGGUCGCUAUGGUUGCAGCAGAAACGAGUGUUCUACCCCCAAUUAAGCUAGGGAAGAACUGACUGACUGCAGCUGCAAAGGAGGAUGAAGAAUCUGGAACAAGAUCCC
Messenger RNA from Mauremys reevesii (Reeves's turtle), 988 nucleotides. It is a transcript of the gene CCN5, whose product is annotated as cellular communication network factor 5. The record is from RefSeq and is a predicted model, not a curated record. The coding region runs from base 59 to 814 and encodes 251 amino acids. Gene Ontology annotation, cellular component: extracellular matrix; extracellular region. NCBI's taxonomy places the organism in Eukaryota, Metazoa, Chordata, Testudines, Geoemydidae. Gene Ontology annotation, molecular function: heparin binding; integrin binding. The transcript is spliced from 5 exons. Gene Ontology annotation, biological process: signal transduction; cell adhesion.